Messenger RNA from Ctenocephalides felis (cat flea), 1026 nucleotides. RefSeq lists its product as uncharacterized. The coding region runs from base 1 to 1026 and encodes 341 amino acids. The record is from RefSeq and is a predicted model, not a curated record. NCBI's taxonomy places the organism in Eukaryota, Metazoa, Arthropoda, Insecta, Siphonaptera, Pulicidae. The transcript has 3 exons.
AUGGAGGAAGAAUUGAGAUUGACUCAAGUAACCGAACUGAACGAUGAUGAUUGUGAAGAGAAAAGUGAAAAAGGUGACAUAAGAAAUGUCCCAAAAGGGAUUUUGAAAGAAUUUAUUGAGACUUAUAGAGCUCAUCCAGCUUUGUGGCAGAUACAGAAUAAAGAACUAUACCAAAACCGUAAUUUAAAAAAUAAAGGCUACUUGGAAUUGCUAAAGAUUUGGAGAAAGUACGAUUCACAUGCUGACCACAAAACAGUAAAACAAAAAAUUCAAUCAAUUAGAGGAUCCUUCCGCAAAGAAUUUAAAAAGGUCGAAAAGUCAAAGCGAUCAGGCAGAGGUGUUGACGAACAUUAUAAAUCACAUUUGUGGUAUUUCAAGUUAUUGAUGUUUUUAGUAGAUCAUGAACUACCAACCAGUAGUUGUGACAACAUCAAUGAGUCAACAAAUAGCCCAUUUCAAGAACCUGUGGAGGAAAUAGACGAGCCCAACGAAGGCAAUGAAACCAACGAAGGAAUAGCACAUAAUGUAGAGUCAGUGGUUAAUACUAAUAUUAACACCAACAACAAGAGAUAUAGGAAUGCAGACGGUCAUAGCCCUGCACAAAACAAAAAAAUCUGUGAAGACAGGGAGCGGAAAUUAUUUCUUGCAAAGUGUACUGAGGCACUAAACUCCAAACCAACAGAAAAUGAUGCCCUGGGUCAAUACAUAAGUGCAAAAUUGGAAAAAGUCGUAAACCCAGAACAAAAGAUGUAUGCUGAAGCAUUGCUAACUAAAGUACUUAAUAAGGCAAUAAUGGGUCAAUUGAAUGAAUUCGUAGAUGUAACCUACAGUAAUGUAGGACUUUAUCCUUCUAAUAAUUUUUCUCAUGUGUCGCCAGGGUCCUCGGCCCAUUCCUCAUUAGCGUCUAAUUCCUUUCCGUCUCCUUCCCUAUCAAACAAUUAUUCCACAGCGGAAUCUACUCCUGCUGAAAAUGUUAGCCCUAUGGGAGGUUUGCGAGCUUAUUUUUCCUCAGCAGGUCGUGAAUAA